GCCCCCGCCCGCCGCCGAGGCUCCAGAUGGCGGCUCCUUGCGCUCGGCUUGCAGCCCCCAGACGCCGCCCGGCAGCAGCCGGCGGUCGCUCCCUCCCUCCCAGCUGCUGCGGCAAGACCGGGGCCGUUUCGCGAGGCGGGCGGGCUCCUCGGCAGGCUCGGAUUGCGGUGCGGGCGCAGCCGCCGAGAGGCCCGCAGGAGCUGCGCUCGCGGGGAAGGAGCCCCGCAGUCCGCAGGAGUAGAGAAUUGAACUGUGAAAAAGAAGCCCGAGAUCACCCAGCGAAAUGGUGUUGCAGCCCCUGUGGAAGAGUCAACUGGCAGGCUGUUAAAGACCUCAAGUCAUUAGCAUCAGCUGCUGCACUAAAGGGCAAGUCAGCGCCUCUAAGUGGCUUAGCGCACAAACGAGGCUCCCGAGACAGCCUCGGCAACUCCAUCUCCUCUUCCUCCACCCGCUAGAUGUGAAAAGCUUUCCGGAGCCCAUCUUGGAAGAGCCUAAAAGACGGCAACACCAAUACCUCUUGACAUGGAAAUACACUGAUACAAUAGGCAAAAAGAAACACUGGAUUGCGCAUCUUCCCGGUUCCAGGUGGCCUUAUUUAGGAGAUUCUAUACUGACCUUAUUCCUGUGAUGGAGGAUACGGGCAUCCAGCGAGGCAUCUGGGAUGGAGAUGCCAAGGCUGUCCAACAAUGUCUGACAGAUAUUUUUACCAGCGUUUACACCACCUGCGACAUCCCUGAGAAUGCUAUAUUUGGUCCCUGUGUCCUGAGCCAUACUUCCCUAUAUGACAGCAUAGCUUUCAUAGCUCUCAAGUCUACUGACAAGAGAACGGUACCUUAUAUCUUUCGGGUAGACACCUCAGCAGCAAAUGGUUCCUCAGAAGGUCUCAUGUGGCUGCGAUUGGUCCAAUCGGCCAGAGAUAAGGAAGAGCAGAACCUUGAAGCCUAUAUAAAAAACGGACAGCUGUUCUACCGCUCUCUCCGCAGGAUUGCCAAAGACGAGGAGUUAUUAGUUUGGUACGGGAAAGAACUGACUGAGUUACUCUUGCUCUGCCCCUCUAGAUCCCACAACAAAAUGAAUGCAGGGUCGUCCCCUUACACAUGCCUGGAAUGCAGCCAACGUUUCCAGUUUGAGUUCCCCUAUGUGGCGCAUCUGCGUUUCCGCUGCCCCAAGAGACUUCACAGCGCUGAUAUAAGUCCCCAAGACGAACAGGGCGGCGGCGUGGGCACCAAGGACCACGGGGGCGGCGGCGGCGGCGGCGGCGGCGGCAAAGACCAACAGCAGCAGCAGCAGCAACAGGAGGCCCCUUUAGGCCCGGGUCCCAAGUUUUGCAAAGCUGGCCCCCUCCACCACUACCCAGCCCCCUCCCCCGAGAGCAGCAACCCACCCGCUGCCGCCGGCGGCAGCAGCGCGAAGCCAUCUACGGACUUCCACAACCUGGCCAGGGAGCUGGAAAACUCCCGGGGAGGCAGCAGCUGCUCCCCAGCACAGAGCCUCAGCAGCGGUAGCAGCAGCGGCGGCGGCGGCCACCAGGAGGCGGAGCUGAGUCCCGACGGCAUCGCCACGGGCGGCAGCAAAGGAAAGAGGAAAUUCCCGGAGGAGACGGCGGAGGGCGGCGGUGGCGCGGGGCUGGUAGGAGGCCGGGGCCGUUUCGCAGAGCGGCCCCUCCCGGCCUCCAAGGAGGAUCUGGUGUGCACACCGCAGCAGUACCGAGCCUCGGGCAGCUAUUUCGGCCUGGAAGAGAACGGCCGCCUCUUCGCACCGCCCAGCCCCGAGACCGGCGAGGCGAAGCGCAGCGCCUUCGUGGAGGUGAAGAAGGCAGCCCGGGUGGCCGGCCUGCAGGAAGAGGGGACCGCAGACGGCGGGGGCGUCGUCGCCGAGGACCAGGACUCUGGCGGCGGCGGCGGCGGCUCCUCCACGCCCGCGGCCCCGUCGCCGGUGGGCGCCGAGAAGCUGCUGGCCCCGCGGCCCGGGGGCCCGCUGCCUAGCCGGCUGGAGGGCGGCAGUCCUGCGAGGGGCAGCGCCUUCACUUCGGUGCCGCAGCUGGGCAGCGCGGGCAGCACGGGCAGUGGCGGCGGCACGGGCGCCGGGGCUGCAGGCGGCGCGGGCGGGGGCCAGGGCGCCCCGUCGGACGAGCGCAAAAGCGCCUUCUCGCAGCCAGCGCGCUCCUUCUCGCAGCUGUCCCCGCUGGUGCUGGGCCAGAAGCUGGGCGCGCUCGAGCCGUGCCAUCCUGCCGACGGCGUGGGCCCCACCAGACUCUACCCAGCCGCCGCGGACCCUCUAGCAGUGAAGCUCCAGGGGGCCGCGGACCUGAAUGGAGGUUGCGGGUCCCUGUCGAGCGGCGGCGGCGGCCUGCCCAAGCAGAGCCCCUUCCUGUACGCCACCGCGUUCUGGCCCAAGAGCUCCGCUGCAGCUGCAGCCGCGGCUGCGGCGGCGGCCGCCGGGCCCUUGCAGCUGCAGCUGCCCUCGGCGCUCACGCUGCUGCCGCCCUCCUUCACCUCGCUGUGUCUGCCCGCGCAGAACUGGUGCGCCAAGUGCAAUGCCUCCUUCCGCAUGACCUCCGACCUGGUGUACCACAUGAGGUCGCACCACAAAAAGGAGUAUGCGAUGGAGCCCUUGGUGAAACGGCGGCGAGAGGAGAAACUCAAGUGCCCCAUCUGCAACGAGUCCUUCAGGGAGCGCCACCACCUCUCCAGGCACAUGACCUCGCAUAAUUGACUCCGAAAGGACCCCAGCUUUCCAUGCGCGCGCACGCAGUCAAGCCACCUGCAGGAAUAAACACGCGAGAACAUCCACCGCCUCCUUGCACCCCAAAAUACUGCACACAGGCACAUACAUCACCCCCACACACUACACACAUCCUCCCCCAGGAACCUCGUUGAGACAUUUACCCGGGACAUACACACACACACACACACACACACACACACACACACACACCAGGAUGGUGGAUUUUUGAUUGGGUGGGUUGUUUGAGGGAGUUUUCUUUUGAAUGCACGCAUUUUCACUUUCCCCAAAACAAAGGUACAUUUUUUAAAAUGUCAUAUAUUGCAACAUAUUGAUGCAUUUGUCAUACGUUUCUACUUAAAUUAUUAAGCACUUACGGUUUAGAUGUAAUAAUUAUAUGUAAGGGCAAAAUUUAUUUUAGAUAUAAAGUAAAGGAGGAGGGUGAGAUGCUUUGCAUUUCUUGAUGAUCGUUUGUGUUCUUACAAAAAUAAACAAAAUGAAUAAAAAGGGGUCGCCAUUCAAUUUGAGUUUCCAGGGGGAAGUGCAUGUAUAAUGAUAUGAUUAUGGACUUCAAUGAAGAAUGUCAUCAAUUAUGUAAAUAUGUAUUUCCUUUUAAUACAAAGUGUAAUUUUGUGCCAGUGAAAUGGAGUCUGAAUAGUUAUGUGUUUCUUUUAUCCCUGGAAAUAUUUAUUAAACUUUAUAGUUUAUCUGAG
Molecule: messenger RNA, 3437 nt
Organism: Saimiri boliviensis boliviensis (Bolivian squirrel monkey)
Lineage: Eukaryota; Metazoa; Chordata; Mammalia; Primates; Cebidae
Source: RefSeq, a predicted model, not a curated record